Messenger RNA from Orycteropus afer afer, 918 nucleotides. Its product is annotated as docking protein 5. Gene Ontology annotation, cellular component: cytoplasm. The record is from RefSeq and is a predicted model, not a curated record. Gene Ontology annotation, biological process: positive regulation of MAPK cascade; cell surface receptor protein tyrosine kinase signaling pathway. The transcript has 10 exons. Lineage: Eukaryota; Metazoa; Chordata; Mammalia; Tubulidentata; Orycteropodidae.
AUGGCUUCCAAUUUUAAUGACAUAGUGAAGCAGGGGUACGUGAGGAUCCGGAGCAGACGCCUCGGGGUGAGAAGACGCUGCUAUCUGUCCUGGAGGAAGUGCAGCCAGAAUGCUCCUUGGAAGCAAGAAUGGCCAGACUUCAAAUAAAUCUGUGGAUGAGGUUGCCCUUUGGUUACGGAACUCAACAAUGUGAAGAAUGUUGCCCGGUUGCCAAAGAGCACCAAGAAGCACGCCAUAGGGAUUUAUUUCAAUGACGAAACCUCUAAGACGUUUGCUUGUGAAUCAGACCUUGAGGCUGAUGAAUGGUGCAAAGUGCUCCAGGUGGAGUGCAUAGGGACGCGGAUCAAUGACAUCAGCCUUGGAGAGCCUGACUUACUGGCUACUGGUGUGGAGAGAGAACAGAGUGAGAGAUUCAAUGUGUAUUUGAUGCCAUCUCCUAACUUAGAUGUACAUGGCGAAUGUGCCUUGCAGAUUACAUAUGAGCAUAUCUGUCUUUGGGACGUCCAGAAUCCCAGAGUCAAACUCAUCUCUUGGCCGCUAAGCGCCCUGCGGCGGUAUGGACGCGAUGCCACGUGGUUCACGUUUGAGGCAGGGAGGAUGUGUGAGACUGGUGAAGGGCUGUUUAUCUUUCAAACACGAGAUGGGGAGGCCAUCUAUCAGAAGGUCCACUCUGCUGCCUUGGCGAUAGCUGAGCAGCACGAGCGUUUGCUGCAGAGUGUGAAGAAUUCAAUGCUCCAGGUGAAGAUGAGUGAGCGGGCUGCCUCGCUCAGCACCAUGGUGCCCCUGCCCCGCAGCGCCUACUGGCGCCACAUUACCAGGCAGCACAGCACAGGCCAGCUCUACCGCCUGCAAGAUGUCACCAGCCCUCUGAAACUUCAUCGGACAGAGACUUUUCCUGCCUACCGAGCUGAGCACUGA